This is a messenger RNA of Colius striatus (speckled mousebird), 2534 nucleotides long. It is a transcript of the gene DDB2, whose product is annotated as damage specific DNA binding protein 2. Bases 73 to 1596 code for a protein of 507 amino acids. Gene Ontology annotation, biological process: DNA repair; response to UV. Gene Ontology annotation, cellular component: nucleus; Cul4-RING E3 ubiquitin ligase complex. Gene Ontology annotation, molecular function: protein binding; damaged DNA binding. NCBI's taxonomy places the organism in Eukaryota, Metazoa, Chordata, Aves, Coliiformes, Coliidae. The record is from RefSeq and is a predicted model, not a curated record. The transcript is spliced from 11 exons.
CCGGCCGCCGCCCGCCGUUCCGCGGCCGCGCCGGGGCAGCGGAGCCCGCCGGAGCCGCAGUGGUCAGACAGAAUGGCUCCAGUGAACCAGCCAAAGGACAAGAAGCAUGAGAGGACACGUGAGCAUUGUCCAGAAGAGGCAAAAUCAGCUGGGAAGAGGAAACUGGACUACGAGGAACUAGGGAAUGAGCCACAAGCAAAGAGGUUGUUUGUGAGAAAAACAUCUAAACGCCCAGAGAAAAUCGGUAGGAGUGGAGGUGGCUCUGUGGCGAGAAGCAGCAGUGUCCUUUGCCAUCAGCUGGAGCAGCAGUGCAGCAUUGUUCAUUACGUCUACCAGAACAUGCUGGGAGGCUCCAUUCGGGCCCAGCUUAGGCAGUGCCUGCAGCUGCCCUUUCUGCGUUCUCUUGCCUCCUACCGCCUCUUUCGAACAGCAAGUCCCUUUCACAGGAGAGUGACGUGCCUGGAAUGGCACCCAACGCACCCCAGUACUGUAGCUGUUGGUUCUAAAGGUGGAGACAUCAUUCUUUGGGACUAUGAAGUACUUACUAAAACCUGCUUCAUAAAAGGGAAAGGGCCAGGAGAUUCACUUGGAGACAUCAGGUUCAGUCCUUACGAGGCAGUGAAGCUUUAUGUGGCGUCAGGGGAUGGCACCCUAAGCCUGCAGGACCUUGAGGGCAGAGCGGUGCAGGUGAUCUCCCGUGCCCCGGACUGUGGCCAUGAGCACCAUGAUGUUUGUCACUGGUACUGCAGCGUUGAUGUUUCUGCAAGCAACCGUGCCGUGGUGACAGGGGAUAACGUGGGCAACGUGGUCCUGCUCAGCACUGCCGGUGAAGAGAUUUGGAAGCUGAAACUACACAAGAAGAAAGUGACUCACGUGGAGUUUAACUCCCGAUGUGAGUGGUUGUUGGCCACAGCAUCUGUGGAUCAGACAGUCAAAAUCUGGGACCUCAGAAACAUCAAAACCAAAACAAGUUAUCUUCAUGUGCUUCCUCAUAACAAACCUGUCAAUGCAGCUUACUUCAGCCCCAUAGAUGGUGCCAAGCUCCUGAGCACAGACCAGCACAGUGAAAUCAGGGUUUACUCAUCUCCAGACUGGACCAAGCCCCAGCAUGUGAUCCCACACCCUCACCGGCAGUUUCAGCACCUCACACCUAUUAAGGCAACGUGGCAUCCUCGCUACGACCUCAUUGUGGCAGGUCGCUACCCAGACCCCAAGUUCCCGGGGUACACGGUGGACGAGCUGCGGACUGUCGAUGUGUUCGAUGGCCACACUGGGGAGAUGGUUUGUCAGCUCUAUGAUCCAAAUGCUUCUGGUAUUGUCUCGCUCAAUAAAUUUAACCCUAUGGGAGACACGCUGGCUUCUGGCAUGGGCUUUAAUAUUCUGAUCUGGAGCCGGGAGGAGAUGGUGGCCAAGAAGCAAGAACAUCUCAUGAAAGCCAUGACAGAACAGGGGGUUCGAAGCUGGAGUUCGUCCAGACGUGGAGGGCAGAGGCAAGCAAAACCUGGCACCAGCAAACUCAGAGCUAACUCACUGUCUUGGGAGGUGGAGGGGAUGAGAACAAAAAGCAAGGAUACUAAAUCACAGGGAAGGAAGUGAAAGGGGAAGGAUCUAGAGGACUGAUUUAGUAUCUCAAUCCUUUUUGGAUCACAGAGCACAAGUUCCGUGUUGGCGACGGGCGGGAUAAGUUGUGCAGGGCAUUAGACCUACUCUGUCCUUGCUUCCCCAAUUCUCUUGGUCUCCCCUUUUAGAAAGUUAUGUCAGUACUCAGUUCUUCCAAGUGGAGUUACCACUCACUUUCUGAGGCACUAGGGAAAUGUCUAAGGUGUUCUCAGAUCCUGCUGAAGUGACUGCUUCCAGCCUGCCACAUCUGCUUGUCCUCAGAGGUUGCCAUCACCUGCAGUCUGCUGUGGAGCGGCUCAUGACAGGGUUCCCAGCCUGUUCUAGUCAAACUGAGCUGAGAAUCCCUUUGCUAGCAAGAUCAACAUGCCAGAAAGUUAGAAUGCUCACAGGGGAGGUGAUGGGAUAGCUUGGGUAGCCUGGGGAACACCAGCCUCUCCUAUAUAUAAACUUUCCAGACCUCAGGCCUGGCCCAUCCCAUGCUUGCAGCUUUUUAGCUAGACCACGAAGAAGAUGGUGAUGCCAGAGCUCUUUACCUACCUGGCAGGAUGCAAGGCCAGCAACUGGGAACCUACUGAUUCUGUAGCUUGUUUUCAGAGCUCUAGGCUUUUUAUUGCCACUUGAUAGGGUCCUUUUUUUUUCACCCGUGCCUCUGUGCUUCAGAACGUUGGGUAAAUGUAGAGCAGAGAGGAGGCAUUUUCUUCCCAGCACCCCUGUUCAGACCCAAGUCUCGAGACUGCUGUUACACUGAAAGGUUUUGCUUUUUCAAGUUUGUUUACCAGGCUGCCUGGGGCGGCCUUGCUGCUGUCCCAGGGGUUUACAGAUGGGAUGGGCUCCAGGCCUGCUCUCACAUUCGUUAUGUUCACUUUGACAGUUUUGCAGAAUGGAUAUUAAUAAAGUUUUGUAUGAAAUUAAAA